Molecule: messenger RNA, 1843 nt
Organism: Sciurus carolinensis (gray squirrel)
Lineage: Eukaryota; Metazoa; Chordata; Mammalia; Rodentia; Sciuridae
Gene: Pnma2
Product: PNMA family member 2
Exons: 3
Coding region: 661-1725 (354 amino acids)
Source: RefSeq, a predicted model, not a curated record
GGGAGGGGAGGAGAGGGGAGGGCGGCGCGCCUGGAGCCUCGCGCUCCGGAAGUGAAGCGGUCAGACCACCAGCUAAUGGAUGCGUGCUGGAAAGCCUGCUGACCGCUCUCGGCGCCUAGGACAGCUUGGCUGAGCUGAAGCUAAGACUCACACACCAUUGUGUGGAGGAGGAUGACAUUGUCCUGUACUAGAAGCUGAAUAUAUAAGCUCCUUGACUCUCACGGAACAUUCUGGAAUGCACAAACAGGAUUCCAAGCCACCCUGCUGUGACACGUCUCUCCAGGAGUCCUGGGUGCUAGAGUACCAGACAUUUCCCCACCAACUGGAGAGAGGAGAAGCAUCGGAAACCAGGACACAGUGGGGAAAGCAGCUCUUCCAGGUGCCUCCACGGUCAUCAGAGGAGGGUCAAUGCCACCUGGCUGCCGAAGUCCAGGAGGGGACAGCAGCAAGGGGACUGCAGAGCCUGAGGCAGUGGUACUGCUGUGGGGUAGGUCUGCAGACACAAGGGGAGUGCGAACCGGUCCUGCUCAAAGAUUUUGAGACUGUGUGUGGAGAGGCCUUCGGGUGGGUUCUGAGUUUAGAGCGGCGUCACCCCUAAGGCUGUGCAUACCCACAGCUCCGGUUGCUACCUGUAGAGUGAGUGGGUCGGUUUUGGGGACAAUGGCAGUGGCACUGUUGGAGGACUGGUGCAGGAUCGUGAAUGUGGAAGACCAGAAGUCGCUGAUGGUGACGGGCAUACGAGUGAACUGUGAUGAGGCUGAGAUCCAGGUGAUCCUGCAGGAGACUCUAAAGUCUCUGGGCAGGUACAGAUUGCUUGGCAAGAUGUUCCGGAAGCAGGAGAAUGCCAAUGCCGUCUUACUAGAGCUUAUGGAGGACGUUGAUGUCUCAGUGAUCCCCAGUGAGAUUCAGGGAAAGGGAGGUGUCUGGAAGGUGAUCUUUAAGACCCCUAACCAGGACACUGAAUUUCUUGAAAGACUGAACCUCUUUCUAGAAAAAGAGGGGCAGACAGUCUCAGGUAUGUUCCGAGCCCUUGGGCACCAUGGGGUAUCUCCGGCCACAGUACCCUGCGUAUCUCCAGAGGUACUGGCCCAUCUGUUGGGACAGGCAAUGGCAAAUGUCCCUCAGCCCCUGCUGCCCAUGAGAUACAGGAAGCUGAGAGUGUUCUCAGGGAGUGCCACACCAGCCCCAGAGGAGGAGCCGUUUGAGGUCUGGUUGGAGCAGGCCACUGAGAUAGUCAAAGAGUGGCCCAUCUCAGAGGCAGAGAAGAAGAGGUGGCUGGUGGAGAGCCUGCGGGGCCCUGCUCUGGACCUCAUGCACAUAGUGCAGGCUGACAACCCAGCCAUCAGUGUGGAAGAGUGUCUGGAGGCCUUCAAACAGGUGUUUGGGAACCUGGAGAGCCACAGGACCUCCCAGGUAAGAUACCUGAAGACCUUCCAGGAGGAAGGGGAGAAAGUCUCAGCCUAUGUGUUACGGCUGGAAACCCUGCUCCGGAGAGCUGUGGAGAAGCGGGCCAUCCCCAGGAAUAUUGUGGACCAGGUCCGCCUGGAGCAGGUCAUGACUGGGGCCAACCUCGGAGAGGUUCUCUGGUGUCGGCUUAGGGAGCUCAAGGAUCAGGGCCCGCUUCCCAACUUCCUGGAGUUGAUGAAGAUAGUUCAGGAAGAAGAGGAGGAGGAGGUCUCUUUUGAACAUGAGAAUAUCCCUGGGCGUGCUGGUGCCUGCCUGUAACCCCAGGAAUUGGGAGGCUGAGGCAGGAGGAUCCCAAGUUUGAGGAGAGCCUCAGCAACUUAUUGAGGCCCUCAUCAACUUAGCAAGACCCUGUCUCAAAAUUUAAAAUACAAAAAGG